AUGACCACCUUGGCGAUAAGUGCUAUUGUAUCUCUGGUGGAAGAUACAAAGCCUGAGGUACGGGGUUGUCGUCUUGAAAAGAGAGUAGUAAAACAAGAGUUAAUUGAUGAGGCUGUUUCCUUGAUGAAUUAUGUUUCCAAAAGCUAUAACGGAUCUGAUACUUCGAUAACAAGAUCCAUUAGAACCCCUGGCUUUGAUGCAACUUACCACUAUGUUGCUCAAGAAUUGAAUAAACUAAGCGAGUUCUACGAUGUGUUCACACAGUUGUUUAUGGUUCCAAAAUGGCAAGCGAAUAGCCAUCUGAUUACCAUCAAUAAUAUGGAUUUUUUAAACUCAACUGUAAUUGAAGGUAGUCCUGGUGGUGAAACGCAUGGCAACGUAAAUGUUGCCUUGAAUUAUGGUUGCUUCCCUAAAGACUAUUUCCUCUUUGGUAAGAUUUUCAUUGUUAAGAAAGGUCAAUGUUCCUACCUUGAUAAAAUACAAGCAGCUUCUGAAGCUUCUGUAAGUGGAUUAUUAAUAUACGAUGAUUCUUCAGACACAAAUCCACAUAUUCAAUUAAAGGGUCGCUUUGGUACUCAAGUUCAUGUUACAAUUCCAGCAUUUGGAAUUUCAGCAAAUGAUGCUAGAAAUCUUAUUGAAAAAUCAAAAAAGAAGAAGAAUCCAUAUAUCAGAACUCAAUUAAAUUCUACAACGUCUUACUUAAAAUUUGGCAAUAUCAUUGCAACCUCCAAAAGUGGUAAUCAAAGUAAUAUUGUUAUGGCAGGUGCGACCAUGGACUCAUCAAAUGGAAGUAAAGGAGUUAACGAUAAUGGUUCAGGAGUGAUAUCUUUACUUAAUAUUGCCAAGUAUUUGACUUCUUUUGAACUUCAUAAUGCCGUUAAAUUGUCUUGGUGGGGUGGAGGUAAUCAUAGAGCUUUUGGUUCAGUUAAUUAUGAGUGGGCUGGAGGCAAUGAUAUUGACAAAGUUCAAGUUUAUCUUGAUUUGAAUACACUCGCUUCACCAAAUUAUGGGUACCUUAUACCCAACUAUUCCCCUCUCACAAAGGAUUUCAGUAAAUACUUUUCUGCAAAGGGUAUCCCGUAUAAGGAAGUUGAUUUUGGGUUUGACUCUAAAAUUUUCAUUAAUGACCUGUGGGUUUUCAGUGAUUUAGGAAUUCCUUCUGGAAGUGCAAAUGCGGGUAAACUACAUUUAAAGGAUGGGGAUGCAGUUCAGAAGUUUGGAGGAGUUGUGAAUACUCCUUACGAUCUGUGUAAUGGGUUAUCAUGUGAUGAUAUAUCAAACUUGAAUCUUGAUGUGUGGUUCAACAUGACUAAGGCAUAUGCGUAUCUUAUUGGAGCUUAUUCCAACUCAAUUGAAAAUGUACCCAAAAUUCCAAUUAAAUCGGGUAAAAUUUUAAAUUAA
Molecule: messenger RNA, 1401 nt
Organism: Lizanozyma spartinae
Lineage: Eukaryota; Fungi; Ascomycota; Pichiomycetes; Serinales; Debaryomycetaceae
Exons: 2
Coding region: 1-1401 (466 amino acids)
Biological process (GO): proteolysis
Molecular function (GO): metalloexopeptidase activity
Source: RefSeq, a predicted model, not a curated record